AUGCUUUCUAGGUCGUUGUUGAGGUCUAGAGCUGUGGGAGCUUUCCCCCUCUCUGCGAGGAGCAAUGGACGCUUCUUCUCCGCCUCUGCCCUCCGCGCCGAUGACAAGAUCAACAAGGUCUCCGCCAACAUCACCCAGCCCAAGGCCCAGGGCGCAUCCCAGGCUAUGCUCUACGCCACUGGUCUCUCAGAGGAUGACAUGAACAAGGCUCAGGUUGGUAUUUCGUCCGUUUGGUACGAGGGAAACCCUUGUAACAUGCACCUUAUGGACCUCUCCGCCGUCGUCAAGGAGUCCGUCGCCAAGGCUGGUCUUAUUCCCUAUCGAUUCAACACUAUUGGUGUCUCUGAUGGUAUUUCCAUGGGUACAACUGGUAUGCGAUACUCGCUCCAGAGUCGAGAGAUUAUCGCCGAUAGUAUUGAAACUGUCAUGAAUGGUCAGUGGUAUGAUGGAAACAUCAGCUUGCCUGGCUGCGACAAGAACAUGCCUGGUGUCGCCAUUGCAAUGGGCCGUGUCAACCGUCCCAGUAUCAUGGUCUACGGUGGUACCAUUCGUCCUGGCUGCACCAAGCAGGGCGAGUCCAUCGAUAUCGUUUCCGCUUUCCAGGCCUACGGUCAAUACAUCACAGGCGAGAUCACCGAGGAGCAGCGAUUCGACAUUAUCCGAAACGCCUGCCCUGGUGGUGGUGCCUGUGGUGGCAUGUACACUGCCAACACCAUGGCCACCGCCCUCGAGACUCUUGGUCUCACUCUUCCUGGUAGCAGCAGCAGCCCUGCUGAGGAUCCUAGCAAGAAGGCUGAGUGCGAGAGCGUUGGACCUGCUAUCCGCAACAUUCUCAAGGAGGACAUUCGACCUCGCGACAUCAUGACUCGCCAGGCCUUCGAGAACGCCAUGAUCGUCACAACCAUCCUUGGUGGCAGCACCAACGCCGUCCUGCACCUUAUCGCCAUUGCCGACUCUGUCGGUAUUAAGCUCGACAUUGAGGACUUCCAGAAGGUUUCCGACCGCACUCCCUUCCUUGCCGACCUGAAGCCCUCCGGAAAGUGGGUCAUGGCCGAUAUGCACAAGAUUGGCGGCACUCCCGCUCUUCUCAAGUUCCUUCUCAAGGAGGGUAUCAUUGAUGGCUCUGGUAUUACCGUUACUGGUAAGACCAUGAAGCAGAACGUCGAGAACAUGCCCGGCUUCCCUGAGGACCAGACCAUCAUCCGACCCCUGAGCAACCCUAUCAAGCCUACUGGCCACAUCCAGAUCCUCCGCGGUUCUCUCGCCCCUGGCGGUUGUGUCGGUAAGAUCACCGGUAAGGAGGGUCUCCGAUUCGAGGGUAAAGCUCGUGUCUAUGACUCUGAGCCCGAUUUCAUUGCCAGUCUCGAGGCUGGUGAGAUCAAGAAGGGUGAGAAGACCGUUGUCAUCAUCCGAUAUGACGGUCCCAAGGGUGGUCCCGGUAUGCCUGAGAUGUUGAAGCCUUCUUCCGCUAUCAUGGGUGCCGGUCUCGGAAAGGACGUUGCUCUUCUCACUGACGGUCGCUUCUCUGGUGGUUCCCACGGUUUCAUCAUUGGUCACAUCGUCCCUGAGGCUAUGGAAGGUGGCCCCAUCGCUCUCGUUGAGGACGGUGACACCAUCGUCAUCGACGCCGAGACCCGAGCUAUCGAUCUUGUCGUCCCUGAGGAGGAGGUUGCCCGACGUCGCAAGGCCUGGAAGGCUCCCGCUCCUCGAUACACCAAGGGCACACUGAGCAAGUACGCUCAGCUUGUGAGGAACGCCAGUGAGGGCUGUGUCACAGACAGCGGUCUCAAGAACUAA
Fusarium musae is the source of this 1797-nucleotide messenger RNA. RefSeq lists its product as uncharacterized. NCBI's taxonomy places the organism in Eukaryota, Fungi, Ascomycota, Sordariomycetes, Hypocreales, Nectriaceae. Gene Ontology annotation, biological process: branched-chain amino acid biosynthetic process. The transcript is spliced from 2 exons. Gene Ontology annotation, cellular component: mitochondrion. The record is from RefSeq and is a predicted model, not a curated record. Gene Ontology annotation, molecular function: dihydroxy-acid dehydratase activity. Bases 1 to 1797 code for a protein of 598 amino acids.